AAAAGUCUAGAUACCAGGCCAUAAACUCCAAAAAAAAAAAAAUUUAAAGUGCUGAGUGUACUAAAGUAAAUGGUUUUUUAAAUUGCAAUAAUUGUUAAAUGUAAGAAAAGCAUUAAUUAAUGAAAUUUUCACUAAAGCGAUGCAAAUGAGCCGUAUCGGUUCACCAUCGGUCGGUAUGGACGACGACGGUUGCGCAGGACACGCUUUAGGCGACUUCCUUCUUCAGCUUGAGAAUUAUAAUCCAUCCAUACCCGAUUCCGUGGUCGCAUAUUAUUUGAAUUUAACCGGAUUCGAGUCACAGGAUCCGAGACUUGUCAGAUUGAUCGCAUUGGCAUCACAGAAAUUCUUGUCUGACAUUGUAAAUGAUGCACUGCAGCACUGCAAGAUGCGUACGUCGAAUCAAAUAAAUCAAAGCUCCAAAAACCAGAAGGGACCCAAAGAGAAGAAAUAUGUCAUGACCAUGGACGAUUUGGCUCCCGCGUUACAAGAGUAUGGCAUAACAGCAAAGAAACCGCACUAUUUUGUUUGAAAUACAUGAAAUCAAUAUGUGAAAUUGUUUUACUUUAAAAUAAAUGUUUAAUACUGUACAUUC
Messenger RNA from Bombyx mandarina (wild silkworm), 592 nucleotides. Its product is annotated as transcription initiation factor TFIID subunit 10. NCBI's taxonomy places the organism in Eukaryota, Metazoa, Arthropoda, Insecta, Lepidoptera, Bombycidae. The record is from RefSeq and is a predicted model, not a curated record. Gene Ontology annotation, biological process: transcription initiation at RNA polymerase II promoter. Gene Ontology annotation, molecular function: promoter-specific chromatin binding; RNA polymerase II general transcription initiation factor activity. Gene Ontology annotation, cellular component: nucleus; SAGA complex; transcription factor TFIID complex.